Molecule: messenger RNA, 1916 nt
Organism: Rhopalosiphum maidis (corn leaf aphid)
Lineage: Eukaryota; Metazoa; Arthropoda; Insecta; Hemiptera; Aphididae
Gene: RfC38
Product: replication factor C subunit 3
Exons: 7
Coding region: 306-1373 (355 amino acids)
Biological process (GO): DNA-templated DNA replication; DNA repair
Cellular component (GO): nucleus; DNA replication factor C complex
Molecular function (GO): ATP hydrolysis activity; DNA binding; DNA clamp loader activity
Source: RefSeq, a predicted model, not a curated record
UCUUUAACUGACCCUUAGUUGACGUACAGCACUAUGGUCUAUAUUUAAGACUUAAGUACACAUCGGGUUCUUGCUAAUAACAUACUUAUUAUAUAGUUAUUUUAUAUUACACAUUAUUUCAGUUUUCAGUACUUGUCUCUAAUUGACAUCGUCGUUUCCAAUAUAUUCUUGUAUUUUGUGGUUGUAGACUGUUGUGUUGUAGUCUACUGUAAAGCCAAUAGCUUAUUGUUUAGUAUCAACGUUAUUUUUGUUUUAAAUCAUAAUUUAUUUAAACUAUAAUUGUUCGUCCUAUUUAUUUAAAUAAAAUGAGUGUGUGGGCUGAUAAAUACCGACCUAAUUCUUUACAAAAAGUUGAUUACCACCUGGAUCAAGCUCAACAUUUAACAAACCUCGUAAAUCAAGGUGAUUUUCCACAUUUAUUGUUUUAUGGACCUAAUGGUGCUGGAAAAAAGACUCGUAUUUUAGCAUUGUUACGUCAACUGUAUGGCCCUGGCGUUGAAAGGUUACGCACUGAACAUAUGAUUUUCAUGACUCCUUCAAAUAAAAAAUUUGAGAUCAUAACUGUGGCUAGCAAUUAUCAUAUAGAAGUAAAUGCUAGUGAUGCAGGUAUGUAUGACCGCAUUGUAGUUAUGGAACUCAUAAAAACUGUUGCACAAACUCAUCAAUUAGAUUCAACUAAGCAACGGCAUUUUAAAGUUAUCUUAUUAACUGAAGUGGAUAGGCUUACUAAAGAAGCUCAACAAGCCUUGCGACGAACAAUGGAAAAAUAUAUGGCUACUUGUCGUAUUAUUUUGUGUGCCAAUUCCAUUGGUCAAGUGAUUCCAGCCAUACGUAGUAGAUGUUUAGCUAUACGUGUUCCAGCUCCCACUCAUGAAGACAUUUGUAAAAUUUUAAAAACAAUUUGCAAAAAAGAAGGAUUAACAUUACCAGAUGAAUUGGCUUUAAUUAUCUCUCAAAAUUGUGAACGGAACUUACGGCGAGCAAUAUUAAUGUUAGAAGCUAGUAAAGUAAAACAGUAUCCUUUUGAUGUAAAACAAAGUGUUGUUGUACCAGAUUGGCAACUUUAUAUUGGUGAUACUGCUAAACAAAUUUUAAGCCAACAAACUCCUGGAAAAUUGCUUGAAGUUCGAUCUAUGCUUUAUGAAUUGAUAGUUCAUGGCAUUCCAACAAAUGUGAUUUUUAAAUUUUUACUUAAAGAAUUGGUGAAAAACUGUGAUAUUUCAUUGAAACACAAUAUUGUUGAAAUUGCCUCAUUUUAUGAACAUAGUUUAUUAAAAGGUAAUAAAACCAUGUUUCAUUUAGAGGCAUUUGUUGCCAAAUUUAUGUUACUUUAUUCAAAGUUCAUGGAAGAGUCAUUAAAUGGUAUAUUUUAAUUUGUAAUUUUAUAUAUAGCUUGAUUUCUGUUUACUUUAAAUUAAUUGUAAAAACAUAUAUACAUUGUACACUUAUUUUUAUAAUACACAGAAUGAACAUUUUUCUUUUAAUAUCACUCUCCUUUUUGCAAUGAUAUCAAACUCAUAUGUCAUGUGUAGCAAUUGCUUUAAUUUUUAAAUGGGUUUAUCAUAUAAAGAAUGUGGUUGGGAACAUUUUUGGAUUUUGCUUCACAAAAAAAGUGAGUUUAUGCCACUACUUCUUUGUUAGUCUUAUGACUCUACCGACAUUUGUCUUCCACCUUUCUCUAUCCUGUUUCACUUCAAUGUUUCACCAUUCUACACCUUUCAUAUAUUAGUCUUAGUUGUAUGUUAUCUAAAUCCAUGAUCCUGGACAUGGUGUACCCUAUCAAAUUUUAGUUUUAUUGAUCUUUUCCUAAUUGGUUAAUAUUAAGUAGCUAAUUACUAUGUAAAUUAUUUUUUUUUUUACUUUUGUUAUACUCCACUGUAUAAUACAUUUAAUAUAAAAAAUUUUAAUUUAAACAA